GAAGGCACUGUGGGCUGAGCCAGCUUGAGGGAGGGCCGGCAGGUGGGUGGUCGGGAAACAGAACAUGGACUCUCUGGAACCGAGCUCAGCUCCCGUUGCCCGUGACCCGAGCCGCUCGGCGCCUCCUGAGUUUAUCCAUCUGAGGAGCGGGACGCCGUGUGGGAGGAGAAGAAAGGACUGGUCCUGCUCGCUGGUCGUGGCCUCUCUCGUGGGCGCCUUCGGCUCCUCCUUCCUCUAUGGGUACAACCUCUCGGCGGUGAACGCCCCCACUCCGUACAUCAAGACCUUUUACAAUGAGUCGUGGGAGAGGAGGCAUGGACAUCGCAUAGACCUGGAUACUCUGACUCUGCUCUGGUCUGUGACCGUGUCCAUAUUCGCCAUUGGUGGACUCGUGGGGACGUUCCUGGUGAAGUUGAUCGGAAAGGUUCUUGGGAGGAAAUACACUUUGCUGGUCAACAAUGGGUUUGCAAUUUCCGCCACGUUGCUGAUGGCCUGUUCUCUCCAAGCAGGAGCCUUUGAAAUGCUCAUCAUGGGACGCUUCAUCAUGGGCGUGGAUGGAGGUGUCGCCCUCAGUGUGCUCCCCAUGUACCUGAACGAGAUCUCGCCCAAGGAGAUCCGCGGCUCUCUGGGGCAGGUGACCGCCAUCUUCAUCUGCAUUGGCGUGUUCACAGGGCAGCUGCUGGGCCUUCCUGAGCUGCUGGGAAAGGAGAGCACCUGGCCGUACCUGUUUGGAGUGAUUGCCGUCCCCGUCUUGGUCCAGCUGGUGAGCCUGCCCUUUCUCCCUGAGAGCCCACGCUACCUGAUCUUUGAGAAGCACGACCAGGCUGGAGCUGAGAAAGCCUUCCAGACAUUCCUGGGCAAAGAGGACGUCUCCCGAGAGGUGGAGGAGGUCCUGGCGGAGAGCCGCGAGCAGAGGAACAGCCGCCUGGUGUCCGUGCUGGAGCUGCUCAGGAGUCCCUCCGUCCGCUGGCAGGUCAUCACUGUGGUCAUCACCAUGGCCUGUUACCAGCUCUGUGGCCUCAAUGUGAUUUGGUUCUACACCAACAGUAUCUUUGGAAAAGCUGGAAUCCCUCCGGAAAAGAUCCCAUACAUCACCUUGAGCACAGGUGGCAUCGAGAUUUUGGCUGCCAUCUUCUCUGGCUUGGUCAUCGAGCGCAUGGGGCGGAGACCCCUCCUCAUUGGUGGCUUUGGGCUGAUGACCCUCUUCUUUGGGAUCCUCACCGUCACGCUGACGCUGCAGGACCACGCACCCUGGAUCCCUUACCUGAGUAUCGUGUGCAUUCUGGGCAUUAUCGCCGCCUUCUGCAGCGGGCCAGGCGGCAUCCCCUUCAUCCUGACCGGCGAGUUCUUCCAGCAGUCACAGCGGCCAGCUGCCUACACCGUGGCAGGAACCGUCAACUGGCUCUCCAACUUUGCCGUCGGGCUCGUCUUCCCGUUCAUUCAGAAAAGUCUGGACACCUACUGUUUCCUGGUCUUUGCCACAAUCUGCCUUGCAGGUGCUCUCUAUUUGUAUUUUUUCCUGCCUGAGACCAAAAACAAAACCCAUGCAGAAAUCAGCCAGGCAUUUGCCAAAAGGAACAAGGCCUACCCACCAGAGAAGAAAAUGGACUCAGCUGUAAUUGAAGAUAAAACAAAUGGAAGGCCUGAACCAGACUCCUCCUCCACACUGGAGAAUUGUGUCAAAAAGAGGAUUGUCUGAAUGGAUGAUCUCACCAUUUUUGGAAACGGAAGAGUCCCCUGCAAGUUUAAUGUUAUUAAGUAUUUAAAAAUAAACCUUUGCUAAUCUAACAUCACAGUCAUUUGGGGUUUAUUCACAGCUGAAUCCCCCAAACUCUUCUGGCAGCUGGAAGGAUGUUUCAGUGGACCCAGCAUUCUUCUGUAGACAUCCAUGGCCUGCCUUCUUCAUGACUUACCCCAUGGUUUCAAAAUGAAAUUGGGGAAAUAGCAUUUGAAUGCUUUCUCAAAGAAUAACAAUCUAGUCUGACAGGCGACUUGAUGGACUAGAAAUCCAGACUGAGUUUCCAUUCCCAGCUCUGCCAGAAAUAGCCUUGAGCCAUCCUCAGCCUGGAUCCUGAAGCAUCCAAGGACCCUUUGAUCCUGGAUGAAGGUUUUCAUACCUCCUAAUAAAUGCCUGUUUCCAAUCUUUAGCUCUGCCUUGUGGAUCUCAGACUCAGGAGAGGCUGAUACCAACCCACCACCCUCCAGGUCCCGUCUCUCCCAGGCUGUCCUGUGGGGCUCCAGAAAUAUCUUCACCUCUGAGUA
Molecule: messenger RNA, 2262 nt
Organism: Balaenoptera musculus (blue whale)
Lineage: Eukaryota; Metazoa; Chordata; Mammalia; Artiodactyla; Balaenopteridae
Gene: SLC2A9
Product: solute carrier family 2 member 9
Exons: 12
Coding region: 65-1699 (544 amino acids)
Biological process (GO): monosaccharide transmembrane transport
Cellular component (GO): membrane
Molecular function (GO): hexose transmembrane transporter activity
Source: RefSeq, a predicted model, not a curated record